AUGGACCAGUCACAACCUUUUAAUGCCCCACCAUUCUUUGAUGGAGGCAACUAUGCUUUUUGGAAGGUUCAAAUGAGGGCUUUCUUGUGUGCUAUAGAUGAGUCCGUAUGGGAUUCUGUUGAGAAUGGAUAUGUUAAACCCACAACUGCCAAGUCCGAAUGGGACAAAGCAGCUCUUGCAUUAGCUAAUGCGAAUAGUAAGUUCAUUAAUGCUAUAUUCUAUGGUGUGUCCCCUGAUGAUUUUCACAGGAUAUCACACGUGGAGACAGCUAAGGAAGCCUGGACGAUUCGUGAAACGACCUAUGAAGGUACCAAGAAAGUCAAGGACUUGAAGCUUCAAAUGCUAACCACCAGAUUUGAAGAACUUAAGAUGGGAGAUGAUGAGGCUUUCGAUUCUUUCUAUGGAAAGCUCAAUGAGAUUGUAAUUGCCAAACUCAAUCUUGGAGAGAAGAUUGAGGAUUCUAAGGUGGUGAGAAAGAUCUUGAGGUCUUUACCGAAGAGUUUCCGAGCAAAAGUCACAGCUAUAGAAGAGAGUAAAGACUUGAAUGAGAUCAAAAUCCAAGAGCUAAUUGGAUCUCUCCAAACAUAUGAGCUGGGAUUGCCUUCUCAUAAAUCGACCAAAUCACUUGCUCUUAAAACCAUCAUCGAGAGAAUGGACAACUCCUUAGAAGAGGAUGAUGUGGAGAAGGAAGUUGUAUUCCUUGCAAAGAAUUUCCGAAAAUUUCUAAAGAUGAACAACCAUGGGAAGCCUUUCAACAGAGGAAAGUUUGCAUCUCCCAAGGGUGAUAGGAAGGAAUUUAGGAAGAAAGAUGGGAAGGAGUCUCAAUUUACUCAAGGAAUCACUUGCGUCGAGUGCAAUGGACAUGGACAUGUCAAGAGAGAAUGUCCUAAUUAUUUGACAAUGAAGGGCAAGGCAUAUGCCACAACUCUCAGUGAUUCAGAUUCUUCCAAUUCAGAUUCAGAGGAUAGUUGUGAUGAAGAAGGGAAUUUCUCAGCAUUUAUGACCAUUGCUGAUGUUGAAUCUUCAAAGGACUUGAAUCGGAAUUGUAGAAGAAUCUUCAAAGGACUUAGGAAGCAUAGUGACAAGGAAUCCAUAGGAAUUGUAGAAGAAUCAGAUGCUGAAGAAGAUGAAAGUUUAGUGGGUCUUCAAGAGAACUACAAUUCCCUUCUCGAGAAGUCUGGAGAAUAUGCAAGGGUGGCCAAGGUGAAAUUUCUUGAGCUUGAAGUGGUUCAAGCAAAUGCUAAAGUAGAGCGAGUCUCCACCAAGAAGAUUAAUGAAGUCCUUUCUCAUCAGAAACCUUUUUCUGACAAAACCGGAUUGGGAUACACCGGAGAAAGUAGUUCAGCGGUGAAUAUCUCCAAAGAAGUGAAGUUUGUGAAGGCUAAAGAGCAGGUUGUAAUUGCCCCUACUGUGGAGAAAGCAGAGGUUGAGAAAAAGAAGGAUGUGGCAAACCAAAGGGUGUUAAACAAGCCUCGCAACCAAUCAAUGAUGUCUCCUACCAAACAUUCUACUACCAAGAAACCAACUUCCAAAUGUGCACGCACUGAUUCUAAUCAUUUCAGGUCUGUUGAGGCUGAUAUGAAAUAUAAUGACUGCUACAAAAGAGCAACCAUUAUCAAUUGGAACCAUUGGAAUCCUCUUGCAUUUGGCAUCUACAGUAAUGUGUAG
Molecule: messenger RNA, 1668 nt
Organism: Quercus robur (English oak)
Lineage: Eukaryota; Viridiplantae; Streptophyta; Magnoliopsida; Fagales; Fagaceae
Exons: 3
Coding region: 1-1668 (555 amino acids)
Molecular function (GO): nucleic acid binding; zinc ion binding
Source: RefSeq, a predicted model, not a curated record